This is a messenger RNA of Rana temporaria (common frog), 3335 nucleotides long. RefSeq names its product PR/SET domain 5 (gene PRDM5). Bases 157 to 2097 code for a protein of 646 amino acids. The record is from RefSeq and is a predicted model, not a curated record. NCBI's taxonomy places the organism in Eukaryota, Metazoa, Chordata, Amphibia, Anura, Ranidae. Gene Ontology annotation, biological process: regulation of transcription by RNA polymerase II. Gene Ontology annotation, molecular function: DNA-binding transcription factor activity; RNA polymerase II cis-regulatory region sequence-specific DNA binding; protein binding. The transcript is spliced from 17 exons.
AUAGGAGGCGAGCUCUCCGCCCUGAACCGAAGUGCGGGCACCGGGGGAGAAGAGCCGGGACGUGCGGAGUGCCCGAGUGAUGCCCGCUGGCCCCACACCAUGCAAUAAACUACCCGGCCACCCUCCUCCUAGCUAUUACACAGCACGGCCAUAAACAUGCUGGGCAUGUACGUGCCAGACAGAUUUUCCCUGAAGUCUUCCCAGGUCCAGGACGGGAUGGGGCUGUACACCAGCAGGAGAGUGAAAAAGGGUGAGAAGUUUGGUCCGUUUGCUGGAGAAAAAAGAAUCCCCAAUGAGUUGGAUGAAACUAUGGACAACAGACUGAUGUGGGAGGUCCGAGGAAAUAAAGGAGAAGUUCUGUAUGUUUUAGAUGCCACAAAUCCACGCCAUUCCAAUUGGUUACGCUUUGUCCACGAAGCACCAUCACAGGAGCAGAAGAACUUGGCAGCUAUCCAGGAAGGGGAAAACAUAUUUUACCUAGCCAUUGAGGACAUAGACACAGACACGGAACUUCUCAUUGGAUACUUGGACAGUGAUAUGGAGGAGGCUGAGGAAGAAAACAAAGAAGUUGUCAGUGUAGUCUCCAAAGAAGAGGAAGAGAGUCUUAAAGAGGCCCCGCUACCUUCUGGGGAGAAAACCGAAACAGAACACUGUAAUCAUAAUGAUGACCAUGACUGCCCGCUUUGUGAAUCCAGCUUUCCCAGUCAUGAGAUUCUUGCCGAACAUCUUCAAGCUUUGCAUCAGAAACCAAGUGAAGAAAAGGAGUUUAAAUGCAGAAAUUGUGGGAAAAAAUUCCCUGUGAAACAGGCUCUUCAAAGACAUGUACUUCAAUGUUCAGAGAAUAUCAUCUCCGGAGACACUUCAGGGACUUAUCAGUGUUCCGUUUGCAAUACCUCCUUCGGCUCAGCGUUGAGUUUUGAACAGCACAAAGAGGCAUGCAAAGGUGAUGUGAGAUUUAUAUGUAAGGCCGAUAGCUGUGGGAAAAGGUUUAGAAGCAAAGAUACACUGAAAAAGCACAAGGAAAAUGUGCAUACAGGAAACUCUAAGAAGAAGCUUAUGUGCACCGUGUGUAACAAAAAGUGCUCCUCGUCAAUCAACCUCCAAGAGCAUCGAAAGGUUCAUGAGGUCUAUGAGUGUCAGGAUUGUGACAAGAAAUUUAUUUCAGCUAACCAACUUAGAAGGCAUAUGAUAACUCACUCAGAGAAGCGCCCCUACACCUGUGAGGUUUGCUGUAAGUCCUUCAAACGACUUGAUCAAGUGACCGCUCACAAAAUAAUACACAGCGAGGACAAACCUUACCAGUGCAAGCUCUGUGGAAAAGGAUUUGCCCACAGAAAUGUUUACAAGAAUCAUAAAAAGCUGUGUAAAGAUGAGGUUGCUGAACUGAUGUGGACUCAUUCUGAGGAGAGACCAUUUCAAUGUGAGGAAUGCAAAGCUUUGUUCCGCACUCCUUUCUCACUGCAAAGGCACCUGCUAAUACACAACAGUGAACGCACGUUUAAGUGUGACCACUGUGACGCUACAUUUAAAAGGAAAGACACGUUAAAUGUUCACAUACAAGUUGUGCAUGAUGGCCACAAGAAGUACAAAUGUGAUCUUUGUGACAAAGCCUUUGUGACUCCUUCAGUUCUAAAGAGCCAUAAAAAAACACACACGGGAGAAAAAGAAAAGAUUUGCCCUUACUGUGGUCAGAAGUUUGCAAGUAAUGGGACACUCAGAGUCCAUAUAAGAAGCCACACAGGUGAGCGCCCCUACCAGUGUCCUUACUGUGACAAAGCCUUCAGUAAGAAUGAUGGACUAAAGAUGCACAUUCGGACACAUACAAGGGAGAAGCCAUACCAGUGUUCAGAAUGUAAUAAGGCCUUCAGUCAGAAACGUGGACUAGAUGAACACAUGAGGACGCACACCGGGGAAAAACCGUUCCAGUGUGAUGUUUGUGACUUGUCGUUCAGUCUCAAAAAAAUGUUAAUUCGACAUAAAUUGACUCACAACCCUAAUCGUCCAAUGGCAGAGUGCCAACUUUGCCACAAGAAGUUUACAAGAAAUGACUACCUCAAGGUGCACAUGGAGAAUGUGCAUGGAGAGACAGACAGCUAAUUUUUUGACAGUUUACAGCAUUGUUUCAUCUCGCUUAUUUAUAAUAUACAUCAGUUAGAUGGACAUGACUUUUUAGGUACAAUAUUAAGGGAUACAUAUGAAAUUGAGUAAAAUAUUAUGGCACUUUAUAAUCUAUGUAGGUAAGAUUUUUUUCAGUGUUUCAUGGUUACAUGUAUUCAUCAAAAUAAGGACCAAUGUCAGAUUUUUGUUCUAUGUUUACACUUUGCAGUAUCUUAAAAUGGAAUUUGUCUGAUAAACAUUUUCAUGAUAAUGCUUUUUUAUCCAGAUUUUAUUUUUGAUUGCUUUUUGCACUUGUUCUAUUUUUUGUGUUUUAUUGGGAAUACUACAUUAUCAUGAACUAAAUACAAAUGACAUAGAUUGGACAUACAUCAGUACAUCAGUUCCAAUAUUCAAUUGGUUAUGGUAAAUUAUGGGUAUAAUGUUAAGUAUGUGGAUAACCUUGUCCUGUGUGUUUGCUGUCUCAAUGGCAUUAGUUUAGAACCAGUAAUUAUGUGUAAAAUGUCUAAUAUCAUUGCGUACAUAUGAAUAGAAAAUUUCUACACAAUUUGAAUUCUCAUAAUAUCAUGUUAGUUAUCUGCUGACAGGAAGAUUCACAGACUUCCUUUAUCUUAUAUUAGUAAAGUGCAACUUUGCACUGUAUUGUAAAUUGAAGUUCCAUAAAAUAAAAUGUCAGCAAUAUAAAGGUGGUUAUCCCCUUUAAGGAUCAAGGCAAGCAAGGACUGUUCACCUUUAUCUUUAAAGUACAUCUAAAGCCAAAACUUUUUGUUUCAUACUGUUACAUUUUAUGAAGUUGAAAACUACAUCAGUCUAUCCUGUUCAACCCACGUGUGUAAGAUUUUAUUCUCUAAAGAUUCCCAUAGCUCUGUUUAUUCUGCUUCCUGACAUCCAAUUUUUUUUAAGUUGUUGACACUCACAGCUAGUGCCCCUUCCUGGGGAGGGAGUUCCACAUUUUUACUGCUCUAACAGUAAAGAACCAUUGCUCCACUCUAAUGUUAAACCUAUUUUCUCCUAACCCCAAAUCGUGGCCAUGUGUCCCCUUCAGGGACCUUGGACUAAACAAUAUAUUACAGUUAUGGAGUCACCUUUGAUAUAUUUGUGCAUUGUAAUUAUUUUGCCUCUUAAGUGCCUCUUACCAGGGUGAAUAACUGUAAUGCCUUGUACAUACGACCGGUUUUCAUGAUGAGAAAACUGCCAUUUUUUAUAUUGGUUGUGAAAAC